GCUACCUUUACUGUCGACCGCCAUGAGCGCUGCUGGAGGUACUGACGGACUCAAUGAUGUGUAUGAAGCUCUCGAGAGAUAUAGUUGGGACGACGAUGUCGAGUUCCAGGCGGGCCUGAGUGCCAUUCUCGGCAGUAAUAGCACGCCAGACCAAGCAGCCGAGCUGGCACUGAGGGCGCGUUGUUUCUACUACGCAAGAAAAUUCAACAUGAAUAUCGAUUUCGAUGGUUACAAAGCAUACCGCAACGCACGGGGCCGACCGCCGCCCACGCAACCUCUAAAUGGCACGCCGCCCCUAGUAGUGCCGGGCAAUGAAGCUCCAAGUGGUAUUAUGCCAACGUCUUCGAGCGCGAGUGAAUCUCCUGCUCCAUACCCAACAUCAUUUGCGCAUAUUGUCGAGCUCAUUACGAGCGGACAGCCGGUGCCUGGCAUUCGGGAGAUACCCAGCACUGUCCUUACUGGCCAAGGCACAGAACCCGUGAAAGCACACCGCAAGAAGCCUUGGGAGAAGGAUCAGGUGUCAGGAGCAUUAGGAGAUCGUGAUUAGACGAGUAUGAUAUGAUUCGGGAAAUGCAAAAGCGGAACGUGUCCUUGAGGUCACGAACCUGCUACCUACAGUUAAACAACAAACGACCAAUAAAUAUGUCUAAACACCGGGGUAUAUAACGAACCAACCCA
Messenger RNA from Parastagonospora nodorum SN15, 678 nucleotides. RefSeq lists its product as hypothetical. The transcript is spliced from 2 exons. Bases 23 to 547 code for a protein of 174 amino acids. The record is from RefSeq and is a predicted model, not a curated record. Lineage: Eukaryota; Fungi; Ascomycota; Dothideomycetes; Pleosporales; Phaeosphaeriaceae.